AUGAUAAUGCUUGCCUUCAUAUGGUUUUAUGACAACCAUCAGCUGAAUCCCUCUCAAUUUGCUUGUGGAUAUUUCAUCCAGGAUAUGUGCAUCGGUAGUAACUCCUUGGAUGCUGAGACCCCUUUACCAGAAUCAGCUUCGACUUUGGAGCAAGAGAUUCAUGAAGGAACUUUUGGAAGGGAACCUGCUGCAGAAUUACCGAGAAAUCUAAAACCAUGUUACUGGUUUUCCGGACAUAUGCAUAGCAAAUUUGCUGCUUCAGUUAAGCAUGAUUGUGAUAAGUAUGGUCGUUGCAUGAAGUUUUCAUCCCUUGACAAGUGCAUCUCCGGUAGAAAGUUUUUGCAGUUUGUAAGAAAUAAGUUGCAGAGAAGAGGACUCAAGGCGCCAUUAGAAUUUGUUCAGACUUCACCAUGCUACAAUCCUAAUUCUCAACCUGUUGCUAAAAGUGUCUUCCAUGAACGAAGGGAUCUUGCUGUACGUCUAGCCUCAUUUGUUUUAGGAUGUUCCUACAGUGAAGAUAUACCCUUAGAUGAUGUAGAUGAUACGAGGAUUUCUAAGAGGUCGAUACAGAAGAUGCUUAAGAAGAAUUAA
Capsicum annuum is the source of this 591-nucleotide messenger RNA. RefSeq names its product lariat debranching enzyme-like. The transcript is spliced from 4 exons. Gene Ontology annotation, molecular function: RNA lariat debranching enzyme activity. NCBI's taxonomy places the organism in Eukaryota, Viridiplantae, Streptophyta, Magnoliopsida, Solanales, Solanaceae. Gene Ontology annotation, cellular component: nucleus. The coding region runs from base 1 to 591 and encodes 196 amino acids. Gene Ontology annotation, biological process: mRNA splicing, via spliceosome. The record is from RefSeq and is a predicted model, not a curated record.